AUGGACAACAACGGCCGGCUCCUCCCCAACGACUCUCUCGUGGAGGAGGUCCCCGCCAAGAAGCCCCUGUGUGGCCGCUCCAAGUUCGUCGUCUCCACAGCCCGGCGCGAGAUCCUCGGCGGCCCCCUCCACCGCACGGAGCUGCCCCCGAACCUACAGGGUUUCUUCUACGGCGACGGCGUCCGCGACGAGGAAGACGACUACCUGCCUUGCAAGAACUACUGGCGGUUCGCCAGGCUACCUGGGACGACGACGUCCGUCGACCCUUCCUUGUCGUUCCUGAGCAAGGCGCUGCCCGGAACCGGCACAUCUUCCUCGUGGACGCCUGCAACGGCCUCCUCCUCCUAG
Messenger RNA from Miscanthus lutarioriparius, 348 nucleotides. Lineage: Eukaryota; Viridiplantae; Streptophyta; Magnoliopsida; Poales; Poaceae. The record is from the annotation of a GenBank genome assembly.